AUGGAUAGUGUUUGGGUUGUAAAUAAAAGAAGAAAGAUGUUGCAGAGCAAGGAUGCAGUGACUUCUGAUGAUGUGCCUGUGAACUUCACUGUGGAAGAAUGGAAUUUGCUGGAUUCUUCCCAGAAGAAUCUCUACAAAGAUGUGAUGCUGGAGACCUACUGGAACCUCACUGCUAUAAGCUAUAAUUUGGAAGACCAUCAUAUUGAAGAACAAUGUCAAACUUCUAGAAGUCAUGAAAGGCAUGAAAGAAAUCAUACUGGAAAGAAACCUUAUGAAUGUAAUCAAUAUGGUAAAGACUUUUCAAGUCAUAGUGGUCUCCAAAUACAUGAAAGAACACAUAAUGGAGAGAAACCUUAUGAAUGUGGUAAAUGUGAUAAAGCCUUUGCAAGAUCCAGUCAUCUCCAGUAUCAUAAAAGAACACAUACCGGAGAGAAACCUUAUGAAUGU
Messenger RNA from Arvicanthis niloticus (Nile rat), 447 nucleotides. Lineage: Eukaryota; Metazoa; Chordata; Mammalia; Rodentia; Muridae. The record is from RefSeq and is a predicted model, not a curated record.